Capsella rubella is the source of this 3139-nucleotide messenger RNA. RefSeq lists its product as uncharacterized. The record is from RefSeq and is a predicted model, not a curated record. Bases 64 to 3042 code for a protein of 992 amino acids. Lineage: Eukaryota; Viridiplantae; Streptophyta; Magnoliopsida; Brassicales; Brassicaceae. The transcript has 7 exons.
GCUCAGAGCCGGCGAUUCUUAGUUCUCACACUGCCAAACCCAAAAAAUUCCCAUUAGAGAGAGAUGGAGAACAAUGCGAUGAAGAUUCUCGAAGAGAUCAAAUCUUCCGAUCUUAUCGAGAAUCGGGUUCAACUACUCGCACGCCUUAGUCAGUUAGAUUUAGAAGAGAAUUCUGAUUUUCCCUCUUUUGUGCAGAACCUAACAACACUCUGGGAAGACUUCACUUGUCUUGACGUUAGCCAAUGUUUGUUGAACAAGGCAAUUCUGCCUGUUACUUCUAAAUACCUUGCUUUGGAUCGGCCUGAUUGCUCACUCUACUUUCUUGCUUUUGGUAUUAAGGUAAGCCAAUGGUGUGCAAAACAUUUAAAUAUGUCUGUAAUGUCGAUGGAGGAGUCUCAAGAGGAAGAGCAUUCCAACAUUUUCUUUCAGCUUCUUUUGGAUUAUCUUCGCUUUUCUGCCUCAAGUUUUACUGCUAUUGGAAAAACAUGUUUCUUGAGUGAUCAGGCCUCAGCUGUUACAGUUCAUAAGUUUGUUUCGGAGCAGCUGAAUUUAAUAAAGGAGGUGGUAUUGAAUGCCAAGAAAGUUGAAUCCUUUUCCUCGGAGAUUCUUAAGGCUGUACAAGUAGUAAUUGACUCUAUUGUUCGUCUGUGCAAAAUGUACUCCUCAACAGUGUAUCAGGCCGUAAAUGAAAUCAAGACUAAUGAAAUUGUUGGGAAGGCAAGGAUGGAGGGAGAUAACAAUGUGUGUAAUUUGGUAAGCAUAAUUAUGCUGGGAGUUAAAUCUCUGAGUGAAUUGGGUAUGCUUGCUGCAAAAGAUGGUGGUAAUCUUGUGACCAUUCUCAAUACAUCAUGGAAAGGUGUGAUUACAUUGCUUCAGAUAGAUAAGCAGGCAGUGGUAUCUAGGGUAGAUGUAGGAGAAAUCAUAUUAAAGCUAAUAUCACUGAUCAAGGAGUCUCUGGGAUUUGCUGCUCAGGCUUGGUUUUGCUCGGCGAAGGAUAACAUAUCUGCAACAGAAGCCAGAAGGGUCUUUCUUCCUGUGAAGUUUUAUCUUAUCAAUGCUGUUAAAGUUGUGGCGCUGUUUCCAAGCCAAGCGUCUAUGGUGUUCAAGGAAAUAGCACUCUGCACCUUGAUGACCUCUGCUUUCAAAUUUUCACUGAGCCAACAGUCCCAUGGCAAAUCGGCUAGUGAAGUAAUGACAGAUCUUCUAGAGAAAACGACUGUAGAUCUUCUAAGUGCAUUGUUGAACACAGCUGAAAUAACACAAGAAGUCAGGAUCACGCUUCUUGAUUUUUUGUUCAUAGAUGAACAGGAUUUUAACAAACAGAGCCAUGAUUCUCAGACAAAAGCAUCAUUGGUAGAUGUCUUGCCUUUAUCUGUCGAAUCCACGACAAGUACCUGCGGUUUGCUCCUGGCCCGGGUUUUACUGUUCCAGUCUGUCAUGAGGUAUUCUUCGGAGCUUGAGGAAGUUGCAAAACUUGCAAUCACCAAAAAGUUGUAUUGGCUUCUCGACGUAUUAACAGAAAAAGAGGUUUACACUUCAGUCCUUUCCUCUCAGCUUCCAAUGUCAGAUGGUUCUGGGAAGACAAUAAUCUGGGAAUCAAUGUUUUCAGCUCUGCUUCUGUCUCUUAAAACCCUUAUGAUUAUACUGUCUUCAACUCCUGCCUGGGAGGAGCUUGAAACAUUCCUACUGCAGAACCUCUUGCAUCCUCAUUUCUUGUGUUGGCAGAUAGUUAUGGAACUUUGGUGCUUCUGGGUUCGUCAUGCCACUGAUGAUCUGGUGGCUGCUAUGAUCGAUAAACUUUGUGGUUUCAUGAUGUCAAUGUCAGCAUCAGAGACGCCGCUUUGUCCAGAUUCCGUUCUCAGAAAAACUACAAAGUCCAUCUGCUUUCUUCUUACCCACAUCCCCAAAUCAUUAAUAGCUCGGGUCUACACAAACGUUUCUACUGAGAGCAGAUCUGACUCUACACCAGAUGUAUAUCUAGCCUUGUUACUAGACGGAUUUCCGCUGAAUUUUCUGCCAGACAAAAUCAAAAACGACGCAAAGAGACAGAUAUCUGCAGAUUUCUUCCACUUCAUCAAGAACUUCAAUGAGAAACCAUCACGUUACUCCAGAUACACUGUGCUAGGAGCUCCAGUUUUCGCACUCUCUGCUUGCCUUCGGAUACUAAAGAUGAGCAUGUCAGAGAUUGAUGCCAAAACUCUCAACUUUAUCGUCGCACUCAUUCAAAAGUACAGAAGCUCCAGAGAUGAAACGACGAAGGAUCAUUACAGUGACAUUCUCAGUGAAACGCUAUCAAUCAUCUCAAGAAACGAGCAGCUAUUCACUUGCCAAGAGAUGGAUAAUGUCUUAACAGAGCUUCAAAAGCUUUUCAAUUCAGAAACUGAUAAUCGUCAUCUGCAUAAAUCCAAGCCAAAUCUUGCUCUCUUCUUGUCAGGACUUAGCAGAUACGAGAUGUCUGAAAUCGAAACCUGUCCAAAGAGCCGCGCGGUUUGGGAACUAUACCACUUGCUUCUGAGAAAACGCCACUGGGUUUUGGUUCACAACGCAGUCACUGCGUUUGGACACUUCUGUGCACGUACAAGCUGUAAUCAGCUAUGGAGAUUCGUACCUGAAGAUGCGGCUCUUGCCUUUGAUAUACCUUUUGGAAAAGAAGCAAAAACAGAGCGGUUCAUGUCGGAACUAAAAAUAUUUUUGGAGAAAGAAGAAGCGCUUCUCUCAAUCACACCUUCAGAAGAGGAACUCGAGUUACUUUCGAAAGAAGGCACCAAGGUAAAGGCAACAGUGCAGAAGCUUGUAGAAGGAAGAAGGCAGAGGCCAAUGGAAGUAGAGAAACGACGGAACAAGAAAAGGAAACUACCAGAAGGAAUAUGCAGGGGAAUGGAGUUAUUGCAGAAUGGAGUGAAGAGGAUUAACGAGGGUUUAAGCGAGUUGAGGUCAGAUGAAAAUAGGAGUGAAGAAUUCCAAAAGAGUUUAUUGAAUCAGUUUUCGUGUCUUGAAGAUCUGGUCUCUCAUUUGUUAAGCCUCACUGCGGCUUCGGACUAAGGUGUGUUCUCAGAACUGUUAGAAAACGAUAACUUUUUUCUCUUAUAUCUCUGGCUUUCUUCUUUUCAAAAUUACUUAACAAGACGAGAAGGUGAAA